Messenger RNA from Racocetra fulgida, 387 nucleotides. The record is from the annotation of a GenBank genome assembly. NCBI's taxonomy places the organism in Eukaryota, Fungi, Glomeromycota, Glomeromycetes, Diversisporales, Gigasporaceae.
AUGCUUCCACCAUCACCUGGCAAAUUUAAAAGUCAUGAAGAACUUCUUACCCACGUGCGAACAUUUGCUAAAACUCAAGGAUACGCUGUGACAAUAAAGAGGUCAAGAUCUGGUUCAAAUGGAGAAAUAAAGAAUAUGAAUUUAAAAUGUGAUAGAGGAGGUGUUUAUAGAAACAGACUAAAUUUGACAGAUGAUUCACGAUGUAGGCAAACAGCCUCAAGACUUUUAAGUUGCCAAUUUGAACUUUUUGCAAUUAAACAUGACAAUUUUUGGAUUCUUGAAAUUGUGGAACCUGGAUAUAACCAUGAAGCAUCAGAUAUGCUUGGUCACCUAAUUAUCCAAAGAUUAAAUACUAAACAAAGAGAACAAGUUCAACGGAUUAAUUGA